Lolium perenne is the source of this 2035-nucleotide messenger RNA. RefSeq lists its product as uncharacterized. Gene Ontology annotation, molecular function: protein binding. Lineage: Eukaryota; Viridiplantae; Streptophyta; Magnoliopsida; Poales; Poaceae. The record is from RefSeq and is a predicted model, not a curated record.
AGGGCAGGGCGGGGUGCGUUUGGUGAUCUUCCCACUUUCUUUGUUCAGUGCUGUUUCAUGCCGCCAUUUGUGGCCGUGUCAGCUGUCGCGGCAUUAACGAAGCCAUUUCCAAAUGCGUACAGAUGAAGAGAGCAAACAUUGGUGUAUGCCAGAGUACAGAACGUCUGCUCGACGUUUGACGCCAAUCCAGCCACUAUAUAUAUAUGAUGCGAUCGAGUGUGAUAAUCUGCACACUGGAGUCUCCCUACUCAACCACAUGUCACUCACCAUGUCUCCGACUGGGGACAUGACGAGACCAGGCCAAUCGCACCUCGCCGGCACUGCCGCGUUCUUCAUGCUGCUGGCCACCAUCACCGGGAUGGCGGCUGCCGAGGUGCCCUCCUCGGAGGUCGAUGCCCUUCUGGCAUGGAAGGCCAGCCUCGUCGAUCCAGCCGCGCUGUCCAGCUGGACCCGGAACGCCCCGGUCUGCAACUGGGUCGGCCUGCUCUGCAAUGCCAUUAGCGUCGUAGAACUAGCGCUCCCAGGACUUGGCCUAUCCGGUGAGCUUGGGACACUCGACAUGCAGGCGCUCCCGGCACUGUGGGUGCUGGACCUCAACGGGAAUAACCUUGGCGGUGAUAUCUCGGCUAGCAUCUCGCGGCUGCACUCCCUCCAAGUACUCGACCUCAGCAACAAUAAGUUCAGCGGCUCCAUCCCGCCAGAGCUCGGUGACCUCAGCAGACUCUUCCACGUACGACUCUCCCACAACAACCUCGCCGGCGACAUCCCGCACCAGCUAUGCAGGCUCCUCUCCAUCAAGGUACUGGACCUGUCGAACAAUCGGCUCAGUGGGGAGCUCCCAGGCUGCUGGUGCAGCCUCCAAGCUCUGCGGCUCAUCGACCUGUCCCAAAACCAGCUCACCGGGAAGCUCCCGGACUGCUGGUGGAACCUACAGUCGCUGCAGUUCAUGGACUUGUCCAACAAUUCCUUCUCAGGUGAAAUCCCCGCUGCUAACACAAGCCACAGUUGCUCUCUAUCGUCACUUUACCUAGCACAAAAUAGCUUCACGGGUGCCUUCCCAACAGCUCUACGGGGUUGCAACACACUGGCCACUCUGGAUAUCGGGAACAAUAGGUUCUUUGGUGAUAUCCCAACAUGGAUUGGGAGUCAGGUGCCAUCAUUGACAAUCCUUAGUCUUAGAUCAAACAACUUCACCGGAGCAGUACCUCCAGAAUUAUCAUUCCUUCCGAAACUUCAGCUGCUCGAUGUGUCAAACAAUAUCUUGACCGGGUCAAUUCCAGUGGCCUUCGGCAGCUUGAGCUCCAUGAGGAAUCCAAAGUUUCCAAACAGUAUAUCGGUCUGGAUACCGGAGGAGAGCCCUCAACGUUCAAAAUACCCGGAUAGGAUUGACAUAAUCUGGAAGGGGCGAGAUAUUGUUUUCCAAAGAGGGCUCCACUUACUAGCCGGCAUCGACUUGUCCGGUAAUUUGCUAUCACAGUGCAUACCUAAAGAGCUACUCAACCUUCGUGGCCUCCGGUUUCUAAACCUAUCAAGGAACCAUCUCUCGUGCAGUAUUCCUGAAGACAUUGGUAGGUUGAGUUUUAUCGAGGCCCUGGACCUAUCAUCUAAUGAACUUUCAGGAUACAUUCCUCCCAGCAUCUCUAGCUUAUCGUGGCUCAGCAUAUUCAAUGUUUCUAACAAUCAUUUGUCAGGCAAGAUACCUGCUGGGAGGCAGAUCCAGACUUUGACAGACCCAUCGAUCUAUGCCAACAAUUCUGGGCUUUGCGGAUUUCCUCUUGACAUUCCAUGUGCAAAUACUUGGCUUGCACCGGAUGAGAGAAACGGUGAAGCGGAAGACCAUUGGAUAUACUAUUGUGUGGUUGCUGGGAUUGUGUUUGGCUUCUGGCUAUGGUUUGGAUUGCUCUUUACAUUUAAGACAUGGAGAUAUGCUUUUCUCUUCAUUGUCGACGGCAUACAAUUUAAGAUUAUGAAGUAGUUGCCACAUUAGUUUUGUUCUAUUCAAACACCGGUUAAAUCAACAAAUUUUGCGUUUUCA